GAAAACCUCUUUUUACAGAAAAUUCAUAUACAGAAAAUGACAAAAAAGAAAGUGCUGAACCGCUGCUGCACCGGUCCACUAACAUGAAAGCAGUGGAAACGAAAAUCAUCAAAUCCAACAAAUCACAGACGCGCAGGCAAUCCUUUAAGGGGGUCCCAUUCUAAUGAAACCAAGUGAUCGUGGCCACACGAUUUCCCAGACUCAGAACCAGAUCCGCAACGAAUCUUAACGAGGAGGGAGUUCAGGAGCCCAACUGUAAUAAAAGUGGUGUUUACCAGAGAACUAGGGCUCGGAAAAUCACUCAAAAGCCCCAUCGACGUUCAGAGUAAUUCACACUCUCACUCUCUCUCUCUCUCAUUAGUUUCUCUUCUUUCGCCUCCUUUUUCUCUUGGACUUUGUUCUCUCCCUCACUCUCAACUGUGGCUUGGGAAUUUAAUUUCAUUGUAAAAUUUGCUUUAUAUGCUUUAAAUAUUUAUAUGCGGAUUGCGGGGUUCAAUGAACAAUUACGCUAAGAAUCCCACUCGUGCUGCAGAGCAAGUGUACUGGUAUGAUCCCAUUUGCAAGCAGUGCUGGACUUGUCAGAACCCAGCAAAUGGGGAAUGCCAUGUAGACUUGUGCUGCGGCCCAUGUUAUGCUGAAAUUCAUUGUUCCAAUUAUACCGAGGAGGGUGAUAUGUAAGAGACAGUAUGGAAGAAACGUUGAUUGACUUGUCCAUUCAUUUUAAGUACAUAGUUUUUGUGGGUUGUUAGGGAUAUGUCAUCUGACACUGCAAAGGAAAAUGCAUCCGUAGUUGAUUCAUCAGUCACUGGAUGGAGGCAGGACAUGGGGAAUUCAGAAGAUCCUGAGAGCUCAAGUUACAAAGCUAAUGAUCCUUCUAGGGAAGAUUUUCGUGAUUUUAGGGGUAAUUCAGCUGCAAACAAGAAGGGUAAAUUGUGUGAUACUAGAUAUUUCAUCAUAAAGAGCUUGAAUCAUCACAAUAUUCAGCUAUCAAUUGAGAAAGGAAUUUGGGCUACUCAAGUCAUGAAUGAACCAAUUUUGGAAGAAGCUUUUCAUAAUUCUGGUAGAGUAAUUUUAAUAUUUAGCAUCAAUAUGAGCGGUUUCUUCCAAGGGUAUGCCCAAAUGAUGUCUUCUGUUGGGUGGAGGCGAGAUAAUAUUUGGAGCCAAGGAAGUGGUAAAUGCAAUCCCUGGGGACGCAGUUUUAAAGUCAAAUGGUUGAGGUUAAAUGAUCUUCCUUUUCAAAAGACUCUUCAUCUCAAGAAUCCAUUAAAUGACUACAAAACUGUCAAAAUUAGCAGAGACUGCCAGGAGUUAUCUCCAGAUAUUGGAGAAGCUCUUUGUGACCUUCUUGAUGGGACGAGUGAUUUUGAUGGCCUGCAGAAUAGGGAUGAUUUUCCUUCAAAAAGACCUUGUUUAGAACCCUCAUGUUCAUUAGGAGAUGAAGAAUAUGAUAUGCCUCCAUGGCAUAUGUCAUGGUCACAAGCACCUAUGCUUUAUUCUUCCUUAAUGUACCAACAUCAGGCUGGAGCUAGUAGAUACCAAUUAGCACACCAGAGAACUGGUGGUACUGUACUUCCUGAAUAUUUUCUUGUCAAUUUUGUUGAUUCAAAAGUUACAAGGAUGAAACACUUUCACCUUACAGGGUUCCUUUUUAAUUUACAAGUAGACAGGGAUGUGUCUUCUCAAUUUGAUGCAUGGGGCUUGUCUGGAGAGAGUCCUCCAGCUAGUGUUCUUACCGAAGAUGAAUUUCUUGAAAUGUCUUAUGAAGAAUACCUGGAGGCCCAUAGCAGAAGCAGCAAGAAAUUAUGCAUUCCCGCUUCUGGACGAUCAUUGACAACACAGGACUCAUCGAAAAGCAAAAAGCAGGACAAUGCUGAUUCAAACCUGAGUUUUGAAUCUGAUCGGUGCAGCUCGAGGAAAAGGACUCAUUGUUCAUCCCAGAAAUAACCACAUCAACAAAUUUAUCAAGCUUCUGUUCUGGCUUUUUCUUUAUGGAUGAUAGUGUUCUAAUCCCUAUAAUUGUGACUGAUAUUUUGUCAAUGUUGUACACAUAUACGUACGUUGUUAAUUGUUAUGCUAUUCAUAAGUUACCUGGGGCCAGUUACCAACUUGUACAGUAAUUGAAUUGGCAGCAUUGCUCCAUUCCCUCUUAAGUAGUCAAGAUAAAGGAUCCUUUUAUGCGGCA
Messenger RNA from Ziziphus jujuba (common jujube), 2182 nucleotides. RefSeq names its product zinc finger CCCH domain-containing protein 45. The record is from RefSeq and is a predicted model, not a curated record. Gene Ontology annotation, cellular component: nucleoplasm. NCBI's taxonomy places the organism in Eukaryota, Viridiplantae, Streptophyta, Magnoliopsida, Rosales, Rhamnaceae. Gene Ontology annotation, biological process: mRNA splicing, via spliceosome; regulation of mRNA splicing, via spliceosome. Gene Ontology annotation, molecular function: N6-methyladenosine-containing RNA reader activity; mRNA binding. The coding region runs from base 754 to 1944 and encodes 396 amino acids. The transcript is spliced from 10 exons.